This is a messenger RNA of Paramuricea clavata, 3025 nucleotides long. The record is from the annotation of a GenBank genome assembly. NCBI's taxonomy places the organism in Eukaryota, Metazoa, Cnidaria, Anthozoa, Malacalcyonacea, Plexauridae.
AUGCUGCAUCACUGGUUUAUAAACACUGACGGGAAUGGGGCAACAAUAAGGACAAUAUUAUUUUAUCGACCAUACAAUUCUUGUAAAGAAACUGGGUAAUUUGAUAAAUAAUAUAUAUAUAAUAAAUAUAUAUAUAAUAAAUAUAUAUAUAUAUAUAUAUAUAUAUAUAUAUAUAUAUAUAUAUAUAUAUAUAUAUAUAUAUAUAUAUAUAUAUAUAUAUAUAUAUAUAUAUCCCUCAAUAGGCCUAUAUGCUUUUGAACAAAUGUAAAGCUCAUUUCUUGUUUAAAUAAACAAAUAUGAAAACUAAAAUCGUUCAAUUGAAAUCAACUUGAUCAAACUAAAAAGUCAGGCAGUUCAUCCGCUGGUGAUAAUAGAAAAGUUCAGAUUUUGACUAAUUAAACGCGCAUUAGGCCUGUGAGAGGUAGCGGAGGUCAAAUCUGAAUCUCUCUAAUUACGAUUAGGCGACGAGGGAUGUUGAUGAAAAUUUACUACAUUGUCUUCGGUUUGCUAUACACUCUAUUUUUACUUGUAUUUUUAAAAUUAAAGUGAAAUGUGAUUCAAUCCAAUUUGUUUUGUUUUGUUUUUUAGUCCGGUGCUGCUCAUUCAGUUUGUGAACGUGGUGGGAAAUGUGGUGACGGGUCAUGCGAAUGUGAUGUCAAAUACGAAGGUGAAAGAUGUGAUCGGGAGCGAGGUAUGUUUCGAGUCAAUGCUUUAUUUCAUCAAUUGCAAGGUAUUUAAACACAAGCGCUUGUUUUCAAAAGAAAGCCUUGGCCAAGCAAUAUUGAAUAUGCCGCUUGACCAACAAUGGUGUAUCCCAAUUAAGACCCGAAUAAUUUAAACUUGUAUAAUUAACAUAAUCCAUUGUAUAGAUUUAAUGCAUAUCAUCUAAACUGUUCCAAAUUCGUAUAGGCAAUGAAAAUCUAUAACUUCAUUCAACCUCGUACAAAAUUGAUUUCCAGGACGCCAAGGGCGUCAAUUCUGGGGGUAGGGACGCGUCCCCCUCACUUUUUGGAUAGUGGCACAUUCGUAAUAUAAUCUAUUAAUAUAAUAAAUUACGUUUAUUGGUCGACUUUGUUAGAGCAUUGUUGUUAUUAAAGCACGACUUCUGUCAUCAUAUAUGCAUGAUGACAAAGAUCGGAUUUCAUUGGGGACUACUUUGUCCACCCUGUGUAUGUUUUUAUAUAGAAACAACUAUAUAACUAAAGACAAACUUCACAUUGUUUUAUAAACUUGCACUUUCUUCUAAUAUUUUAUUUUCUAGUUUUCAAAUCAUGUGCCGAGAUUUUGAGCAUAUCAAGGUAAAUACAAGAGUAACAUAAUUCGUAGGCAAUUAAACUAAAUUACAGUAUGACCUUGUAAUGCUGGAGCACAAGUAUUGUUGUUUUGCGUUUUAAUUUUAUAUUGCAAAUCCCAAUUUUAGUGUAGAUCUAGGGGUAGUAAAAUUGCGGAUGGAAGCGGAAUAGUAGUUUGAAUAUCAAUAUUUGAGGUAGGAAUAUGAAUAUAUAGGUUAGGAAUAUUCAAAAUUGACAGUAAAAUUCUGUUGUGAAUAUUGGAAACAAAGUUCUAGUGAAUGUUUGUAUCCCCCCCCCAUAAAAAAGUUAUAAUGAAUAUUUGUUCCCCCCUAUCUCCCCUGUCGCCAGGUAUUUCAGGAAUUUUGAAAUACACAGAGACUGUACAUUAAUUCUCAUGGCCAGGCAUAUUACUGCAUGCAUGAUUUGCGAUAUUGCAUCAAUUUACUACAAUUCUAUAUUAUUUCCUUCUUAGCGAUGCAAAAGAUGCAUGGUGUUUACAAAAUAAAGACAGACACGACGUCAAACCACACGAGCGUGUAUUGUCAAAUGACGUCACUUGUAGGUUGUGCAGGUGGUGGGUGGACCAUGGUGAUGAAAAUUAAUGGCUCAAAGGCAAGCUUUUUCUCGUGAGAUCAUCACAUUUAUAUUCAUACGAGUGUUUAUAUUGCAAGCAUAUGGUGACUCGAGUGAACAUGAUAGUCAUACAGAGUUUUUUAAGAAUAAUAGAUCUGCACAUAUAUUGUAUUCAAACAUGUCAUAGCAAGAAUUAACUUGACCUAAUUUCCUAUACCUACAUGCAAGUUUGCUGAACACUGUGAGGAAGGAUAUUAGAUUUUUUCGAAAAUUCCAUCUACAAACAACACAUCCACCAUAUAUUAGGUUCUAUCGAACAAAAUUCACCAAAAUGUCGCCUUAAAGGGAAAUGGUAAUAUAUUUUUUACUUUCUCAUUUCAAAGAACUUUCAAGACUAUAUAUACACUAAAUUUUUAUCGUUUUUUGAUCGAAAGGAAUGAAAUGUCCGCCAUCUUCGAUUUUUGUAGAUAUGCAUGCACGUCACAACAGGGGUCACGCAAUAUUUUUAUCUAGACAACCACAGAUCAUUUUGCACUCAAAACUAUACUCUGUCUGCCCUUCGAAAUAUCAAAUCAUGUUAUUUAUCAUGUUACAUAAAAUAACACAAUAUUGUACAUUUACAGAGCACAUUCGAGUACAAUUCAACAUUAUGGGAGAACAAAGAGAGUUUCAACAUUGAAGCUGGACAAACUGCACUUGAUUUGGAAGAAACCAAACUACCAACUUUUUGGAGUACUUCAUUUAAGGAGCUGUGCAUUGGCAUGAAAGUUGGAAAUGAUCUCAACUUUUUGUCCUUCAGUUAUCCAGCAAGCUCGCUGUACACUUUGUUCGCAGACCGCAUAUACAGAUCUACAAAUAUAACGCGUGGAGAAUGGAAGUCCUUGCUCGCAGGCUCAUCUUUACAAACUGGCUGCCGUAAACAAGGGUUUAAUGUGGAUUCGCACUUUGUGGAUGUCAGAUUGGGAUACAUAGGAAACGAGCAGAAUGAUUGUCUUAGUACUGACUCAUAUAUAGGUAUUGGCAGUAAUUCUGGGAAAAAUACCUGGUGUCAUUCCCAGCGGUCAAAAACUCACGUAAACAUUGCAGGGAAUUUUGCUGGUUGUUCUGCUGAUAAUGGGAACGUGGAUAUUACAGCAAUGGCUUAUCUUCUGGUUCGUUGA